Molecule: messenger RNA, 504 nt
Organism: Babesia bigemina
Lineage: Eukaryota; Apicomplexa; Aconoidasida; Piroplasmida; Babesiidae
Product: ubiquitin-conjugating enzyme family protein, putative
Exons: 2
Coding region: 1-504 (167 amino acids)
Biological process (GO): DNA repair; protein polyubiquitination; proteasome-mediated ubiquitin-dependent protein catabolic process
Molecular function (GO): ubiquitin conjugating enzyme activity
Source: RefSeq, a predicted model, not a curated record
AUGUGUAGACACGCGCUCACAUACGCGCAGCGCAGAAGGUUGCUGCUUGACUUGCGGAAACUGCAACAAGAGCUCCCAGAGUCAGUCUGCGCCAGCCCGACUGACGGAGACCUGUUCAACUGGCAGGCGGUGAUUCUGGGACCGCGUGAUUCCUUUUAUAUUACCCUCGCAGGCAUAUUCACACUCUCGUUGAAGUUUCCGACCGAUUACCCACACAAACCGCCGACUGUCAAGUUCACAACGCGAAUAUACCACCCGAACAUCUACCAGGACGGCAGCAUCUGUCUGGACAUCCUGGACAGGGAGUGGAGCCCAGUCUUCGACAUAUGCGGGAUACUAACUUCGAUACAGUCGCUUCUCACCGACCCUAAUAACCGAAGUCCGGCGAACAAGGAGGCGGCCGUACUGUACACCGAGCAUCGUGCCGAGUACAUCCGGAAGGUCAAGGAGGCGGUACUGGAAAGCAUAGAGGCAGCGGAAACGCAGAUUGAAAACAAUGAAUAG